Molecule: messenger RNA, 1407 nt
Organism: Exserohilum turcica Et28A
Lineage: Eukaryota; Fungi; Ascomycota; Dothideomycetes; Pleosporales; Pleosporaceae
Exons: 1
Coding region: 1-1407 (468 amino acids)
Molecular function (GO): protein binding
Source: RefSeq, a predicted model, not a curated record
AUGGCUACCGAACUCAUCUCAACCCCUGGCUUCAGCGAUCUUCCCAACGAGCUGGUCAUGAACAUCAUCGAGUGCAUGCCCAUCGAGGCUCCCAAGGACAUAUGCAAUUUCAGCCUGACCAGCCGGCGCAUGCACAUGUUGGCACUCGACCACCUAUACAACCAUGUUCUAGUGUCAUGCCCCUGGCCACUCGUACGAACUCUCCUUAAUGACCCGGAGCUCGCAGCGCGCGUCCACCAGGUGACAUGGAAGCCAGACACUGAUGAGGACUACAGCAGCCAAAACCAGAAGAUGCUUUCCAGCCUGUUGAAGUCUUUCAAACCAGUAGGGCUGAAGCGGUGGUCAAGUAAGAAACAGGAACCAGCCGUGACGUGGCGGCACCACGAGUUUAUGAAUUUCUUCCUCAUGUCCACGCCCAUCGUCGCCACGCUUGUCAUCAAGGACACGCAUGGGUGGAGAGACAACGUCUACUGGUUCGGCGGCAACGUCAGCGAAACAGGCAAGCUGCAACACCUGCGGAGCGUCCACAUCCACGGGCCCCUCUGCAUGGAGCAAACCGCACACUUGUUCCUGCUGCCUUCGCUGCGUGACAUCACGCUGAUUGAUCUGGUUCAGCUGGAGCGCCGCACCCGUGACUAUGUCGAAUGGGAAAAAACAAUUCCGCUGCAGACGGUGCUUGGGCCGCACAUGGUGUCGCAUGUCCAAAACAUUACCCUCAAGCGCGCGUCUGUCGAGACGCAAACACUGGCGUAUUUCACGCAAGCAUGCAAAGACCUCAAGAGCUUCGCGUACGAACACGACGUCCACAACGACCUCCGCAACUUGCACUCGCCUAAUCUGCUCGCCAAAAUGCAGACUCUCGCCUCGGCCUUGACGCGCAACCGCGCAUCGCUGGAGCGCCUGUCCAUCCGUGGUGACCACCAAAUGCUGCUUCAGAAGCACGUUCUACAGGUUGCUCGGCUGGCAUCCGGAAUGUCGGUUCUGCGCUCGCUGGACAUGGGCUUGGUGACGCAUGACGACGACCCAGAACGCUGUACACCAGACUUUGUCAUGGAGCUUGUGCGGCUACUCCCGCCGACGCUCGAGGAGCUCACCAUCGAAAUGGACUGGCAGGAGCACUGGGGCUCAAAGGGGUGGGAGGGCCCGACUGAUAUGCUGCGCUACUUUGCUGACAUUGCGCCUGAGAAGCUGCAGUCGCUCAGGAGAGUGGCCGUUGUGGAUUGGCCGCCGAAACUGGGUUGUUUUCCUCCAGACUUCGCUGUCCUGUACCAGUGUUUUGCAGAACACGGUGUUCAUUUCGCAUCAAUUCCGGCAAAUAUCGAAGGGCCUGAUCCGUUGCAGAUGUCCGACUGUAUCGAGCCUGGGUGGGUCUUUGUAAUGGCUACCGAUGUAGAGUGGCAUUACUAA